Messenger RNA from Amborella trichopoda, 941 nucleotides. Its product is annotated as chromatin remodeling protein DDM1-like. The record is from RefSeq and is a predicted model, not a curated record. NCBI's taxonomy places the organism in Eukaryota, Viridiplantae, Streptophyta, Magnoliopsida, Amborellales, Amborellaceae. Gene Ontology annotation, molecular function: ATP binding.
AUGCUAAGGGUUUGGAUUUGGAUACUUGUACCAUGAGGUAUCCCAAGAUAAAAUACAUAGAGCGGCAAGCACAGGAAAGUGUCGAGUAUAGGGAAAGCGGAAAGCACAGAAUGGCAGCGACAGAAAAACUACAAAAGCAGCGACAAUAAAAAACAUAUAGCGGCAAUGGCAGACAUCCAGUUUUUUUUUUUGCCAGAAAACCAAGAGAGAACGACUUGGAUUAGCUUGAAGCGUUUAAACAACCAAGGGAGCCUUCAGAUCAGAAGAUGAUUAUUGAUGGACGAAAGCCAGAUCCGUCAAGAAAACGAUUUGGGACUGAAUCUCAGGGGGGGUGGAUUUGUAGGGUGGUAUUACAGGGCAGUAUUGAGAUGCUGAUUUCAGAUGAACGUUAUUCCAGUACUACUGCUCUGAUACUAUGUUUGAUUGGUCUGGGAAGUCCAAUGAUGAGGCUCAGCAUGAAGAAUCGGAUGACAAAUGGAGGGUUCAUAGCCCAAACGGAUUUGCAGGUGAUAUCAAAGUUGCACAUGAUCUUGCGACCAUUUCUGCUCAGAAGGGUAAAGGAAAAUGUUGAGCAGAAUCUUCCCAAGAAGAAGGAAAUAAUUCUUUAUGCUAAUAUGACUGAGCACCAAAAGAAUAUCCAGAAUCAUUUAAUCAACAAAACUCUUGAGGGCUAUCUAAUAGAGAAGGCAUUCCAUGCAAAGGGCUUUAGAGCAAAGCUGAGCAAUUUAAUGAUCCAGCUUCGCAAGAACUGCAAUCAUCCCGACCUUCUGGAAUCUGCAUUUGAUAACGAUGGUCUGAAACAGAGAAUAGGGAAGGAUCAUAGCAUUCUCUGGUUCGUAGAUUCACUUCUCUCACUAGUCAUCAUCCUUCAUGGAGUCGGUGGAGUGAAACCAGAUUGUAAUGUGCUUUUGUUCCCAUCUCCAUUGGCAAGAGGUCGUUAA